Messenger RNA from Juglans regia (Persian walnut), 1914 nucleotides. Its product is annotated as piriformospora indica-insensitive protein 2-like. Gene Ontology annotation, cellular component: plasma membrane. The coding region runs from base 391 to 1866 and encodes 491 amino acids. Lineage: Eukaryota; Viridiplantae; Streptophyta; Magnoliopsida; Fagales; Juglandaceae. The transcript is spliced from 2 exons. Gene Ontology annotation, molecular function: protein binding. The record is from RefSeq and is a predicted model, not a curated record.
ACAAUCCUAUAGCCGUCUUAUUAUUAAAGUUAUUGCCAUCAUUGUUGCUUCUUUUUUCUCCAGCCUCGAGCAGUGUUUCAUGUACUUUGUUCUGUUUAUUGGCUUUCAAAGACGUACGUACGGCGUUGGUUUCCGAGUACUAUAAUUUGUUGAUGAGCAGUAGUAAUUAAUUAGCAUAUAGCACAAGGCAGAUUUCAAUCUCCUCCAUGUGUUUUCUUGAGUAGUGCUUGCAUUCUUUCCCUUACAUCGACUGAUGAUUAUAGCAUCCAAACUUUUCUAAUUUCUUCGCAUAGUCUUGUGCUUUGUGAAGAAUUCUUGAGCAGCCUUUUAGAUUAGAACUGGGUUUUGUUUUUUUUUCCUUUUCAAGUUCUUUUUUCUGUCUUGGAAUUAAUGGCGAUAUUGGAGAAUUCCAUUUCGACAGUACUUCAAAUGGUUCUUGGAUUUGUCUUCGUUGGCAGCUUGUUUGUUUUCAUGUGUACUGAAGGCCAGGAAGAAAACAUGACUACAAUUUCAAUAGCUCCAAUGCAGAAACAAGAGCGAGAAGCCCUCUAUUCUGCCAUUCAAGGUUUUGUGGGGACGAUGUGGAAUGGCUCAGAUCUGUAUCCAGACCCUUGUGGAUGGACGCCAAUACAGGGAGUUUCCUGUGAUCUUUACGAUGGAUUUUGGUAUGUUAGUGCAGUAAACAUUGGACCAGUUUAUGAAAACUCUCUCCGGUGUAGUAGAUCAGGAGCCAAAUUCACACAUCAUUUAUUCAUGCUCGAGCACCUAAGGACACUCUCAUUCUUCAAUUGCUUCUUUUCACCACACCAAAACCCAGUAAGAAUCCCCAAUUCAAACUGGGAAAACUUCACAAACAGUUUAGAAUCCUUGGAAUUUCGAUCAAACCCAGGUCUCAUUGGAGCAAUUCCAAACUCCAUUGGCUACCUCAAAAAGCUUCAAUCUCUAGUGCUGCUAGAAAAUGGAUUGACAGGUGAACUUCCUCCAGAGAUAGGCAAUUUAGUGUCGUUGAGGAGACUGGUCCUUGGUGGAAACCAGUUUUUGGGUCAGAUUCCAGCAAGUUAUGGAGGGCUCACCCAGCUCUUAAUUCUUGACUUUAGCAGGAAUAACCUAUCUGGAGUAUUGCCUUUGAGUUUUGGGAAUUUGACUUCACUCCUCAAGCUUGAUUUAAGUUACAAUAUGUUAGAGGGAGAGCUGCCAACUGAAAUUGGAAGCCUGAGGAAUCUCACAGUCUUGGACCUUGGGAGAAAUAAUCUUUCUGGGGGUUUGACUCAGUCACUUGGAGAAAUGGUUUCCUUAAAAGAGAUGGUGAUUUCCAACAACCCAAUAGGGGGUGAUCUCUAUGGAAUCCAGUGGCAAAAUCUUCAGAACUUGGAAUUUUUAGAUCUUUCUUACAUGGGUUUGACAGGGAAAAUCCCAGAGUCCAUGACAGAAAUGAAAAGGCUAAGAUUUUUGGGGCUCAACAACAACAAUCUUUCAGGAAAUAUCUCUCCAGGGCUGGCAUCUAAUUUACCAUGUAUUAGUUCUCUUUACCUUAAUGGAAACAACUUGACAGGGAAACUUGAAUUCCCAGAAUGGUUUUAUAGGAAAAUUGGAAAGCGUUUUGGAGUUUGGAACAAUCCGAAUUUAUGUCACCAGGCUGAAUUGAUGUCGCCAAAAAGCAGUGUUCCUUAUGGGGUAAAAUCAUGUGAACAAGAAACUGCUACUUCUGAUAGAAUUCCAAAUGCCAAGAUGAGUACAGAUCAGGGGAAGUACUGGAAUCAGAAUCACCUAAUAUUUGCAGCUCCUUUGGGAGGUUCAGGCUGCAGGUUGAAUGGAUUCAUGUGGUGGCCUUUUAUUGUUGUAUAUGGGACUUUUGUAAUUCUCUGAUGGCUGGUAUAGGUGUAAUUGUAAUAUUUUAUACUCUCUUGAAUAUCA